Molecule: messenger RNA, 2973 nt
Organism: Epithele typhae
Lineage: Eukaryota; Fungi; Basidiomycota; Agaricomycetes; Polyporales; Epitheliaceae
Product: RNB-domain-containing protein
Exons: 18
Coding region: 1-2973 (990 amino acids)
Biological process (GO): rRNA catabolic process
Cellular component (GO): nuclear exosome (RNase complex); cytoplasmic exosome (RNase complex)
Molecular function (GO): RNA binding; endonuclease activity; 3'-5'-RNA exonuclease activity
Source: RefSeq, a predicted model, not a curated record
AUGGUCGAAAUCACUAUUCGUAAACGUCCACGUACGGAGGCGGUGGUAACGCAACGGAAGUUCUUCAAGAAAACUGCGAGGGGGAAGGUCAUCAAAGUGUUACGCGAACGAUACCUGCGUGAUGAUGUUGCUUGUGGAAUCCAUAGCUGCGGCAUUUGCACCAGUGACAAGGACGUCGUUCUCCCCUCCUCUGGGUCGUUGGGUCACCCGUCGUUCCCGGACGGUCAUUUCAUUAUCCCAGACACGAACAUUUUCCUCGGGCAGAUGGACUUAAUGGAAUCUUCGUCAUUCAACCCCCCAACCAUACUGCUUCAGACCGUAAUGGAAGAAGUCCGACAUCGUUCACUGCCUCUAUACAAUCGUCUGAAGGCCCUUGUCAAGGCUGACGACAAGAAAAUCUGGGUUUUCUACAACGAAUAUCGCUCAGAAACGGCAAUCAUCCGGGAGGAAGGCGAGUCUCCCAACGACCGCAACGAUCGAGGGAUCCGCAAAGCGACGUCGUGGUACAAGAGCCAUCUCGCGCUUGCUCGCCCUGCCGUUCGCGGCCAAUCGGUGCCACCGCUUCCGUCCAUCGUGUUGCUCACCGACGAUGCCGCCAACCGGCAGAAGGCGGAGAAAGAGGGCCUGACGUGCUUAUCAGUGAGGAAGUAUGUUGAGUGCAUGAAGGAGUCUAGCCAGCUUCUAGAUCUGUUGUCGGCAGCGGGUAAUGAUGGCCUAGAUGCCACUGCGGCGGUCGCAGCUCGCAGCGCACUGUACCCGGAGUAUAUGUCAAUGGCUACGCUGCUCGCUGGUGUCAAGUCCGGACAACUUCAUCAAGGGCAUUUUAACGCAAAUCAGUAUAACUAUCUCGAGGGGAGCGUCCCCGUUUCAGGCUUCGACCGCGCGGUCUUGCUUGUCGGGCGGGAGCAUAUGAAUAGGGCUGUACAGGGUGACGUUGUCGCCGUCGAAGUUUUCGACGAAAAAGAGUGGAAGGCCCCUGGUGACGAGGUGGUGGACCAGGAAGCUACGCUUAAAAACGACGACGCAGAAAAUUCCGACGAGGAGCCAGAGGACGAUGAAGUGGUCGCGGAACGCAAGGUUCUCCGGGAAGAAGCGGUCAGACAGGCGGCUUCUAGUAGGCAGCCCACCGGCCGCGUGGUCGGCAUCAUCAAGCGGAAUUGGAGAUCAUACGUCUGUCAUAUCGAUAGCACGUCAUUGACCUCGACGAACACGACGUCACUGUCUCAGCAGACGGUCUUCGCCACCCCAGUUUCCCGCCUUCUUCCACGCAUUCGCCUACGAACCCGCCAAGCCCCCGCGCUUAUUGGUCAGAAGAUUCUAGUCACAAUCGACCGAUGGGAACGUACCUCGCGGUACCCGGAGGGACACUUUGUCCGAGCUCUAGGCAAAGUUCAAAGCAAAGAAGCCGAGCAGGAGAGCUUGUUGCUUGAGUUCGAUGUGCCGUAUAGGCCAUUCGGAAAGGCCAUUCUUGACUGCCUACCCCCAGAAGGCGAUAAAUGGGUUGUGCCGCCGAAGGACGCCACCAACCCAAACUGGCGGGACCGAGAGGACUUGCGAGAUAUGAUCAUCUGCAGCAUUGACCCUCCAGGGUGCCAGGACAUCGACGACGCUCUACACGCGCGCCGUCUGCCGAAUGGAAACAUCGAGGCUGGCGUCCACAUCGCCGAUGUGUCCCACUUUGUUCAUCCGGAUACCCCAAUGGACCACGAAGCGGCGGCACGUGGAACGACCGUUUACCUGGUUGACAAGCGCAUUGACAUGCUCCCCGCUCUACUCGGCACCAAUCUCUGCUCCCUGCGCCCGCAUGUGGAGCGGUUGGCGUUUUCGGUGAUAUGGGAACUGUCACCCGAGGCGGAGAUCGUCAACGUGCGCUUUAUCAAGUCCGUAAUUGCCUCGAAAUCGGCGUUUACGUACGAGGAAGCCCAAAUCCGCAAAGAUGACCCGAAACAGAUGGAUGGGCUCACCGAGAGCAUCCGACUCUUGAAUCAUCUUGCGAAGAAGCUGAAAGAAGGCCGGAUGAAGGCCGGAGCGCUCAACCUCGCAUCACCCGAAGUGAAAAUCCAUCUGGACAGCGCCGAGUCUUCCGACCCCGUCGACGUGGAGCAGAAGGAGCUGCGGGAGACGAACAGCCUGGUCGAGGAGUUCAUGCUUCUCGCGAACAUCAGCGUCGCUGGCAAGAUCCAGGAGACAUUCUCCCAGACCGCCGUGCUCCGACGCCACUUGCCACCCCCACAUAUCAACUUCGAGAAGUUGCAAGACAUUCUCAAGAGGCGAAAGGGACUGGCACUUGAUGUCUCCAGUUCCGGUGCUCUAGCUGCGUCGCUCGACCGUUGCGUGGACCCAGAAGAGCCGGCAUUCAAUACGCUCGUGAGAAUCAUGGCUACCCGGUGCAUGCUGUCGGCGGAGUACUUCUGCUCAGGCAGUGUGGCCCAUGACACGUUUGGCCAUUAUGGCUUGGCAAGUGCCAUCUAUACUCAUUUCACGAGUCCGAUCAGGCGCUAUGCAGAUGUCUUGGCCCACCGCCAGCUGUCUGCGGCAAUCGGGUACACGCCGCUGCACCCCAGCCUUCACUCCAAGUCACACGUCGAACGAGUGCUCGAAGUGGUGAACAAAAGACACCGGAUGGCGCAAAUGGCGAGCCGAGCGAGUGUCGAGUUCUACGUUGGCCUCGCCCUCAAGGCCCGGAGCAGCAAGGGGGUCGUCACUGAAGACGCGUUCGUUAUCCGGACGUUCCGAAAUGGCCUCGGUGUGUUCGUGUCCAAGCUUGGCAUAGAAGGCCUUGUCACGUUCAAGCGCGGGAUCCAAUUCGACGCAGAUAACUACACAAUCACCGUGCCCGGGGAAGGGAAAGAUGUCACGAUCGCGGUGUUCGACAAAGUCAAGGUGGUCGUGGGGGUUGAGCAGGACAAAAACACACAGCGGGGCAAGGUAGUCAUGGCACUAUCGCACCCCAUCGAUUCACGCCGUCUGUGA